This is a messenger RNA of Dichomitus squalens LYAD-421 SS1, 1209 nucleotides long. RefSeq names its product acid protease. The record is from RefSeq and is a predicted model, not a curated record. Gene Ontology annotation, molecular function: aspartic-type endopeptidase activity. The transcript has 5 exons. The annotation marks the transcript as partial. NCBI's taxonomy places the organism in Eukaryota, Fungi, Basidiomycota, Agaricomycetes, Polyporales, Polyporaceae. Gene Ontology annotation, biological process: proteolysis.
AGUAUCGGCGGGCAAUCCCUCAUGGUCCUUCUGGACACGGGCUCAUCAGAUCUAUGGGUCGUGUCUUCUGAUUGCACAGUCGAAGACUGUCACGGAGUCCCAAAAUACAAUAGAACGUCUUCCCUUGACUUGACCGACGUGCCGUUUCAUCUGGAUUACCUCAUGGGCAGCGUGAGCGGAGUCGUGGGGACGGAAAUGGUGACUCUGGGCCAAUACCAAGUGUCGUCCCAGAUUUUUGCGCUGGCAAACUACACGGACGGCUUGGGACUUUCCGGCUCAGGCAACAGCGGUAUCUUGGGUCUGGCAUUCCCCGCGGAGGCCUCCAUUUCCGACACCAUUGGUCGCACGUUGGCCUUGAACCUAUUCUCAGGCUUUGACGAUCCUACAGAACAGUAUUUUGCCUUCAAACUUGGGGGGAGCUCGAACAACUCCUCGUUCACCGUAGGGGAAGUCGACCCACUUUACGCCAAUUCAACCGGUGACUUGGCAGUCACACCGGUCUUCCGCGCUCCGGGUGCGCUAUACGAUUACUGGAAGCUGCCGCUUCAAUCUUUCACCAUCAACGGCACGUCCUUCACCCUGUCGAAGACCAGUGUGAAGGGCGCCCGGUCCCCGAUCGCUGUCCUCGACACUGGUACUACGCUGAUUCUUGGACCCACUCGGGACGUCGCGCGCUUCUGGGAAUCAGUCGGCGGCGCGAGGCAAACGGACAGAGGCUGGGAAGUCCCUUGCAACCGUGCAGUAACUGUCGGCAUGGUCCUAGGCGAAGGUUCAAGUGAGAAGGAGUAUGCCAUUGACCCAGCAGACAUCAGCUGGAAGGAAGGUUCUGUCGAUGGCGGUAUCUGGUGUUUGGGCGGUAUGCAAGGCAAUGACGGGGUCUUCUCUGCAGAUUGGCUGCUAGGGGAUACGUUUUUGCGGGUACGUGGAUCUUGCGACAAUGUCUAUGUAACCCAUCAUGCUGCGACGGACUCCCAACCUCCUGUCAUUGGACUACUGGGAACAACGCACUCUGACUCGGCCCUCGCGACCUUUGUUCAGGAAAGAGGGCCCGAUCCUCUUCCUCAAGCAAGGGUCAUAUCCAAUCCACCUCGCAGCAAUUCCCUUACCGGCGCAGACAUCUGCGGGAUAGCUACGGCAAGCGGCUUUGUGGGAGGGAUCGCCAUCAUUGUGCUGGUGUUCGCUUUCAGAGAGUGGCGUCGGAAGUACUAG